Messenger RNA from Zea mays, 1284 nucleotides. RefSeq lists its product as uncharacterized. Gene Ontology annotation, molecular function: aspartic-type endopeptidase activity. The transcript has a single exon. The record is from RefSeq and is marked validated. Bases 26 to 1180 code for a protein of 384 amino acids. Gene Ontology annotation, biological process: proteolysis. NCBI's taxonomy places the organism in Eukaryota, Viridiplantae, Streptophyta, Magnoliopsida, Poales, Poaceae.
GCAAAACCAGCAACAACAACACACAAUGCCAUCACGAAUGUGGAACCUCAACAAAGCCCUGGUCACCUCACUACUCUGCAUCUCGGCGUUGUCGUCGUCGCCAUGGCCAUGCACGGCAGCCGGUCAGCUGGGCGGCAAGCCCCUGGUCACCGCCGUCACCAAGGACGCGUCCACCUCCCUCUACACGGCGCCGCUCAAGGACGGCCACCCGCUCGUCCUCGACCUCACUAGCCCGGUCAUCUCGCUGGCCACGUGCGCCAGCUCCUCCAAGAACAACAACGGCACGCUCACCGCCACGCUAUCCGCCAACGCCACCGACGGCCAGAACCCGCUGUUCCCGGUCUCCUUCUCGGCGGUGGCCACGUGCGCGCCGUCGUCCAAGCUGCCCGCCGGCGCCGGCGCCGUCGGCGUCGCGGGGCUCGCGCCCUCCUCCAGCAGCCAGCAGUCGCUCCCGGCGCAGGUGGCGCGCACGCAGAAGGUCGCCGACAAGGUCGCGCUGUGCCUGCCCAGCGACGGCAGGUCCACGUCGGGCGACAGCGUCGGCGUGGCCAUCUUCGGCGGCGGCCCGCUGUUCUUCGUCCCGCCGGACCGCGGCGACUUCACCACGAUGCUGGCCGGCACGGCGCCGCUCCACGCCGGAGCCGGAGCCGGUGCCCCCGGGUACUACGUCUCCUCCACCGGCAUCGCCGUGGAGCAGGCCCGCGUGGGCGGCCCCCGCGGGGCGCUCGUCGUGGCGCUGAGCUCCACGGUCCCGUACACGGCGCUCCGGCCCGACGUGUACGCUCCGUUCGUCAAGGCGUUCGACGCGGCGGCGGCCGGGCCCAACUUCCCCUGGAUGUCCAGGGUCGCCGCGGUGGCGCCGUUCGACCGGUGCUACGACUCCACCAAGCUCCCGCAGAGUCUGCUCGGCUACGCCGUGCCGCAGAUCGACGUGAUGCUGGAGGGCGGGCAGAACUUCACGGUGCUCGGCGGCAACUCCAUGGUGCAGGUGAACGCCAACACGGCCUGCCUCGGCUUCGUCCAGGCGCCUGGGCAAGCGCCGGCGGCCGUCAUCGGUGGGUUCCAGCUGGAGAACCACCUGCUGCUGCUCGACGUGGACAAGAAGCAGCUCGGAUUCACCACUUUCCUCAACGCAAUCGGGCUUUCCUGCAGCAGCUUCAAUUUCACUCUUGCUAGCUAGUGUGCUGCUGCAUGUAUACUUAACUGUAACAACUUGUACUGCCGUGUAUUACAAAUAAAUAAAUAAAGUGGGAAUAAAUUGAUUGGAGUGUUCCAGCUUCCAAC